Molecule: messenger RNA, 525 nt
Organism: Ctenocephalides felis (cat flea)
Lineage: Eukaryota; Metazoa; Arthropoda; Insecta; Siphonaptera; Pulicidae
Product: zinc finger protein 287-like
Exons: 1
Coding region: 1-525 (174 amino acids)
Biological process (GO): regulation of transcription by RNA polymerase II
Cellular component (GO): nucleus
Molecular function (GO): DNA-binding transcription factor activity, RNA polymerase II-specific; RNA polymerase II cis-regulatory region sequence-specific DNA binding
Source: RefSeq, a predicted model, not a curated record
AUGUCUGAAAGAACUAUGUCUAUGAAUGCUCAGGCAAUUAAAUUUGAACCACCAGAAUAUUCAGCAGAGGACAUUAAAUGUGAAAUUGAGGAGGAACUUGAUGCCCUUGAUGCUAUUGUUAAAUCUGAAUCGUGUUCUGAGGAUGAUGAAACGAGUUUAGCAAAAUUCAUGACUUCUGAGGUGACAAUUGAAGAUGAAGUCAAACAGGAGUCUUUUGAUUGUGACAUUUGUAAUCAAUCAUUUGCAGAAUCCCAUCAUCUAACAAAGCAUAUGGUCGAUCACAUGCCUAACCAUAGCAAAGAACGCCCUUUUAAAUGCAAAAUCUGUCAUAAGACUUAUACAUUAUCACAAGCAUUGAAAAGACACAUGAAAACACAUUCUGAAGAAGGUCUCUUUAAAUGUGAUGAAUGUGAUAAGACAUUCAGGCAUUCAAGUAAUCUAAAAAUCACAUACUCAUUCACAGUGGCGAGCGUCCCUAUGAAUGCAGUAUAUGCAAGAAGACAUUUGCACAAUCAAAUAAUCUGA